AUGGGCCCGGAUCAGCCUCUACGCAAUGACGAUGGUCUCCAGUCAUACCGCGUGAAACCCGAAUAUAAUGCACCCCGAACACAGCACGAAGCGCCGAAUCUACCCGAAGAUAUACUGGACCUAGUGUUCCACGAGCUCUCAUCCUCGAUUCCACCCCACCAGCGCCAUGCGUCUCCGCCAGUCUUGUUGCCGUCUCAUGUGUCCAGAAUCUGGCGGCAGGCUGCCGUCGCAGACAAGCGUCUCUGGUUGGACAUUCCCCUCUCCUCCCCAGAGCUGGCUGGGCUCUUCUUGCAAAGAUCGGAACCAAUCGGCGUCGCCGUCUACGUACCUCACGACUACCGCGUGGGAUCUCCGCGAAGGCAAUCAGCAAUCGAUGAGAUUCUGCGUCAUCCUGCCCGUAUCCGCAUUCUGAAGUACUGGGUGUGGGACGAGUCCACCGAGCUGCCAAUGGUCCUCCUGCACAGUCAGGAUCAUCACAACUUUGAAGAUUCGCCUGACAUUGAGGUCAUAGGGCUUUGGUCGACGGACAUCGACGACAGUACUGUCGCCCAGCUCAGUAGUCGUGACAAACUACACUCACUGACAUUGAGUGGGCGAUGCAGUCUUGAUAUCGCUGUGCCGAGGACUCUCGCGCACCUGACGAGUAUGUGCUUAUACGGGCAUACUAUAUACCUCGACGCGUUCCAGAACCUCAUGCUAUGUGUUCCCGGUCUUCACCAUCUGGUGUUACACCGUGCGACAUUCCGUCAAACGAACGCCGAUGCGGGCACCUACCACCUUCCACCUACGUUGAGGACUCUGAAGGUUGCAGGGCGUACCCCCUUCAUCAUGCACUUCUUGUCCCUGAUGAAGAUGCCCGAUACGACUAGGAUAACCGUAUAUCCCGUGGACGAUAUGGAUCUACAAUACCAUCUGCUUGAAGAUCCUGGCCCUCCUGGCCCGGAUAUGGCGACACUUUCAUGGCUCUCUGUUCAAAGCGCAAGGACCGAGUACUUCCUACAUGCGUGGCCUGGGUCUUUUCUGGCCGUCUUGGGGCUAUUUCCCCACGAGAAACGCCUCAUCCUCAGACCUCACGGACGCGGAUGCAUAGAGAUCAUCGUCGAGGGCAGAUUACCACCGGGGCAAGCAUCCACACAUGCUCCAUUCAGCCUCAUGCUGAUUCAUCCGGACAUUGGGCCCAUGAAUCGUAUGCUCUUCACGUGUCUGGCGCUCCUAGUGACCUUGAGUGGUUGGCAAGAGAUCCGGCUUGAGGAGGGCAUCCUGGCGGUGCUGGUGGAGUUCGUCAUUGAGUUCAUCACUCGCGGCUCACGCUUGCAGAGCUUAGCCUUUAUGAGGCGUCUCGAGUUUUCUCUGAGCGAUGCACGGCUUCGACGUGCUCCAUUGAGCAAAAAUCUUGCGAAGCUGGGCUCUGAGUGGCCUUCGGCGCAAAUUAAUGCAUUGUCAACGGGAGAAGGGGACUUGCAGCCGGAUGAAGAGGGACUCAGGUGGGCUUACUACGACAAUGCCUAG
Messenger RNA from Peniophora sp. CBMAI 1063, 1509 nucleotides. Lineage: Eukaryota; Fungi; Basidiomycota; Agaricomycetes; Russulales; Peniophoraceae. The record is from the annotation of a GenBank genome assembly.